AUGUUUUAUUCGCAGACUUAUUUGGGUCGAAAGGCUCCAUUGGGGACGGUGUGGAGCGCCGCUCAUUUGCAACAUCGCCUCAAGAAGUCUGAUUACACCGCCACGGACAUCCCCAAAAUAGUUUAUCAUAUAAUGUUUCCUGAGGUACCAAUGGCGUUGAGAAUAUCAAGUUACCUUCUACUUGGGGUUGUGCGGAUAUACUCGAAGAAAGUCGAUUAUAUAUUACAUGACUAUAAUCUUAAGAGAACUUGGUUGGCUAAGGCUCUCGUUUCUAGUGAAGUCGACUUGCAAGAGGAUGCGAGACAGGCGCCUGUUGAGUCGGUGACUUUGCCUCAAGCACUAAACUUGGAAGAUUUCGACUUGGAGGAUGAUGACACACUCGACAUGGAAUUUGAUAAUAAUCUUCGGUGUGAGGAAGAUAUCACUCUUACAGAUCAAAUUCCUACUGGCAUUGAUCCUUAUGUUGCUAUUAUUUUCGACGAGGACAUUAUUCCUGAAUCUAGCCCCAUGGAUGUCGACCAAUCCACCUUACCUGCAAGUGAAUAUCCUGGAGAAACUGAUGUUGAAAUGGCUUAUGAGGUAGAACCAAACAAUGUGCGUGGAGGCUCCAAUGUUGGUCUAGAUACUGAAACCUACAGUCCUCGUAACGAGACAGAGGAAAUCCUUGAGUUCCAGGAUCCUAGACCAAUUAACUUGAUGGAAGAGCUCAAUCCCAAUUCUCCUGGAAGUGUUCCCGAGAUUGAGAAACGGCGUGAUGCUGCUCACAGUUUAAGCCCUGUGUCCCACCAACACAAUAUCAGAGUUGAACACACUGAACCUUUAGAUGAUACUCUGAAUGAGAAGGAAACCACUUUCCCUAAUAUUGAUGAAGAAGAAUUAAGUUCUAGAGGGCAUUCGAUGUUUGACCUUCGCUCAGGAUCUCCAAGUUUUGCUCAUUCUGAGGAAGAACAUGCAAAUUUUGCGCAUUCAUCACCUCAGCUGGCUCUUCAGCCAACUCCUCCUCGCCCAACACAACCAAGGCCAAGGAAGAGGAAGCGUUUUGACAAUAAGGCCAUAGUAUUAUCUAACAAGGUCAUGAAAAUAAGGCUUGAGGAUGCUAGUGAUCUUCUUCGUAAGAGAAAGAAGUUGCCUUUAUCUAGAGUAGGUCUUUGGAGACUGAAUAACCAGUCAAAGAAGGAUCAAAUCUUCAGUGAACCCUUGUUUACUGGCUUCUCAAAUGUUUUACGCAGUGUGUUUGCAAAGGACUGUGUGGCUUCAAAGCCAUAUCUUGCUGUUUCUGUUUCUGAAGAAACAUUGCCAGAACCUGAAUCUGUCUCAUCUGAGCCAGAAAUGAACCCGGCCUCUCCAGUUCCACAAUCUCCUGUUCCUGAUACUACUAAUGAUCCAGACAGUACAUUACAUCUGUCUCCAGGUCGGCAAACUGAAGAUAUCCAAGACUAUGCAGUUCCUCAAUCCGUGCGUGCAGAGUCUGUAGCAAGAGAAGCACAAUCUCCUCAGACAUUUAAUAACGAUGACGUAGAAAUUGAGCGUUUGAGGGAUGGUGGUUUCCCUAAUUACAUGAUGUCAACACCACCAAGAUCUUCACCUUAUAGAACCAAUGACUUCACCAGUCAGCGUGGAAAUUCUGAGACAGGAGAGUAUAGAACAGAGCCUUCACAUGCCACAAAUCAAAAUGAUCUUUCUGGAUCAAGAAACUUAGGGAUUCCAGCUAUUCCUGAAAUGAACGACCAGGAGUUUUAUUUUCCGGAUUCGAGUGGAAAUACCCCGGUAAGAUCAUCAGCUAGUCAAGAUCCUGAUGCGUUGCCAGAGAGAACAAGAGCCGUGGCUCAGGAUCUUAAAGAACGUUUUCUAAGUAGUCCCGCUUCAGAGUAUCCUUCUGGAGAUCUAAGCUUGAGCAAGAUCUUGGCAGGAAAGACAAGAAAGCUAGCUGCUCAAAUGUUCUACGAGACACUGGUAUUGAAGUCUAGAGGUCUUAUAGAUGUGCAACAAGACCAACCCUACAGCGAUGUCGCUCUGAAGUUGAUGCCUUCCCUUUUCUCAAAGGUUCAACUAUGA
This is a messenger RNA of Microthlaspi erraticum, 2055 nucleotides long. The record is from the annotation of a GenBank genome assembly. Lineage: Eukaryota; Viridiplantae; Streptophyta; Magnoliopsida; Brassicales; Brassicaceae.